Molecule: messenger RNA, 942 nt
Organism: Xiphophorus maculatus (southern platyfish)
Lineage: Eukaryota; Metazoa; Chordata; Actinopteri; Cyprinodontiformes; Poeciliidae
Product: gastrula zinc finger protein XlCGF57.1-like
Exons: 1
Biological process (GO): regulation of transcription by RNA polymerase II; central nervous system development
Cellular component (GO): nucleus
Molecular function (GO): RNA polymerase II cis-regulatory region sequence-specific DNA binding; DNA-binding transcription factor activity, RNA polymerase II-specific
Source: RefSeq, a predicted model, not a curated record
CAUACGGGUGAAAAGCAGUUUACAUGUGUGAACUGUGGGAAAAGUUUUUUUCAAAAACAUGAUUUAACUCGGCACAUGAUGAUUCACACUGGUGGAAAACCAUUUUCAUGUGUGACCUGUGGAAAAAGUUUUAGUCGAAAACAGCUUUUAACUGGACACAUGAGAACUCAUACAGGUGAAAAGCCGUUUUCAUGUGUGAACUGUGGAAAAAGUUUUGGUUAUAAACUGGCUUUAACUCGGCACAUGAUGAUUCACACUGGUGAAAAGCCGUUUUCAUGUGUGAACUGUGGAAAAAGUUUUGGUUAUAAACUGGCUUUAACUCAGCACAUGAUGAUUCACACUGGUGAAAAGCCGUUUUCAUGUGUGACCUGUGGAAAAAGUUUUAGUCAAAAACCGCAUUUAACUAAGCACAUGAUGAUUCACACUGGUGAAAAGUCUUUUUCAUGUGUGAACUGUGGAAAAAGUUUUAGUGAAAAACAGCAUUUAACUGGACACAUGAGAACUCAUACAGGUGAAAAGCCGUUUUCAUGUGUGAACUGUGGAAAAAGUUUUUGUCAAAAACCGGGUUUAACUCGGCACAUGAUGAUUCACACUGGUGAAAAGCCGUUUUCAUGUGUGACCUGUGGAAAAAGUUUUAGUCGAAAACAGCAUUUAACUGGACACAUGAGAACUCAUACAGGUGAAAAGCCGUUUUCAUGUGUGAACUGUGGAAAAAGUUUUUGUCAAAAACCGGGUUUAUCUCAGCACAUGAUGAUUCACACUGGUGAAAAGCCGUUUUCAUGUGUGACCUGUGGAAAAACUUUUAUUCGAAAACCGGAUUUAACUCAGCACAUGAUAAUUCACACUGGUGAAAAGCCGUUUUCAUGUGUGAACUGUGGAAAACGUUUUUGUCAAAAACCGGGUUUAACUCAGCACAUGAUGAUUCACACUGGUGAAAAGCCG